ACUUAAACUCGACGGUGCUUGUGUACCAAUCGUAGUAAGAGAGUGAUACUAGUAGGAUGGAUUCAGUGUACGAUCGUGCGAUAUCAGAAGUCGGGCAAGAUGGAACGUUUCAAAUACAAUUUGAUAUUUUUUAUAACAUAAUUCUUGCAGGAUUGUGGUCCAUGGCCUUUAAUAAUAUAGUUUUAGCUCUUACAAUUACUCCGCACAUGUGCAAAAUUCCUAAGAAACUUUCAAAUGAAAGUGAACAUUCAUGGAAAUUGAAAUACAUUCCAACUGUUGAAGACGCAGCAGGAAACAAUAAAUUCAGUGACUGUUUAGUGUAUUCUAAUCGAGGAUAUAAUAUAACUGAAGAAUGUAAUAUAUAUGAUUAUGAUAGAACUUGGUUUGAAACAACAGUCCCUUCCGAUAAUAAUUGGGUUUGUGAAAAUGAAAUAUAUGUAGCAAAUAUUUUUGCAUACAGUAAAAUUGGAGAAACCGUUGGAUCAUUAUUUUUUGGGUGGUUUGGCGAUGUAUAUGGACGAAAACCAACAUACGUAAUUUCUUUGGCUAUGUUAAUAAUUGGUCGCUUUCUGUCAGUGUUAGCUAGCUCUUCGUUUAUAAUAUUUGCAAUUGGAUGCGUUCUAGCGGCUCUACCAUCAUGGUGUGUCACACAGAGUGCAUCGAUUGUUUCUUUAGAAAUAUCAUCUCCGAAACGACGAGCUAACAUUGCAAAGCUAAGAUUAGUUGCAACUAGUUUUGGGCUAUGUUUAAUGCCUUUAUUGUACUGGUGGUUAAGAAGUUGGAAAGUAUUUGUUGUUAUCACAACAGCAACGCAGUUACCAUAUUUGUUCUGGUCUUGGAAUUUCAUAGAAUCUCCACAGUGGCUUUGGGUCAACGGAAAAUUUAAGAAAUGUGUUCAAGUACUCAAGCUUAUAGCCAAAGUGAAUAAAACUACUCUUGGUUCAAAUACAGAAAACGAUAUAUUAUCAAGCGAUCUCUCCACAACCAAUAACGCAGAAGUCUUGGGACCAUUAGCAUUAUUUUCUGGCUGGCGAUUAGCUGUCAAUACGAUCUUACAGCUAUUAUUAUGGAUUGCCGUUUCUGUCAACUAUACAGUCGUUUUAUUAAGUUCUGCGGAAAAGUCUUUGGCAAACCCAUUCUUGGACUUCGCGUGGCAGUCCUUGGCUGAAAUUCCUGGAUAUUUUGUUGCAUCGUGGCUUGCCGAUCGCAUCGGUCGACGAUUUACGGGAGUCAUUUCAACAGCAUUAACAACAUUAUUGUGGGUAGUCUACGCCUACCGCGAUAUCUAUAAUAUAGGCUGGUUAAAGAAUCCGUGGUUGGGUACUGCCUUGGUUAUAAUAAUUAGAUUCGUAAUAACAAUGUCGUAUUACAUAAUAAAUCUGUUUAACAUGGAGCUCUACCCAACGUGCCUCAGGCAAUCAGGAAUGUCUUUAGGUAACGUAGUCAGUGGUGGAGCUGGUGCAGUAGCGCCGUAUAUUUUAUAUUUGGGUCGUCGUUUUGAUGCUCGCUAUCCAAGUGUUAUCUUAAUAGUAACGACACUAUUCGGCGGUGUAUUAACGUCGUACUUGUUGCCAGAAACUUUGAACGUAAAGUUACCAGAAACGUUAGAAGAUGCCCAAAAGUUCGGUCGACGUGAUCGAAGUCAUUAUACGACUGUUAAUCUAAAAGACGAAACAAUCGAAUCAAAUAUUGCCGUCUCAUAAAAUAGGAUUUAAGAGAUUUUAUUUUAUACAUGUACUUAAAAAUAAAAGUUACAUAGUCACCA
Helicoverpa zea (corn earworm) is the source of this 1765-nucleotide messenger RNA. Its product is annotated as solute carrier family 22 member 21. NCBI's taxonomy places the organism in Eukaryota, Metazoa, Arthropoda, Insecta, Lepidoptera, Noctuidae. Gene Ontology annotation, cellular component: membrane. Gene Ontology annotation, biological process: transmembrane transport. Gene Ontology annotation, molecular function: transmembrane transporter activity. Bases 57 to 1703 code for a protein of 548 amino acids. The record is from RefSeq and is a predicted model, not a curated record. The transcript has 8 exons.